Molecule: messenger RNA, 363 nt
Organism: Lolium perenne
Lineage: Eukaryota; Viridiplantae; Streptophyta; Magnoliopsida; Poales; Poaceae
Source: RefSeq, a predicted model, not a curated record
AAUGGAUCCAUUCGAAAUCCAUCGAGACUUGGAACAGGAAGACCUAUUCGAGGACAUAAUCCGCGAUGGUCCAGAAGCCGACCGAGAAGAGCGCGACUCUGGUGAUGGAGAAGACCGCGGCUCCGGUGAUGGAGAAGCCGACGGCUCCGGUGAUGGAGAAGCCGACGGCUCCGGUCAUGGAGAAGCCGACGGCUCCGGUGAUGGAGAAGCCGACGGCUCCGGUGAUGGAGAAGCCGACGGCUCCGGUCAUGGCGAGGCCUCCGAAGAUAAGUUGGAGAAACGAGGCCCGGCAAAGAGGUUGAGCCCAAAAGACCACUUCACAAUUGAAGCUAUAUCACCGAAAGGCCAACCGGUGGCACCAGC